This is a messenger RNA of Harmonia axyridis, 5383 nucleotides long. RefSeq names its product transcriptional activator cubitus interruptus. Gene Ontology annotation, biological process: regulation of transcription by RNA polymerase II. The transcript is spliced from 12 exons. Lineage: Eukaryota; Metazoa; Arthropoda; Insecta; Coleoptera; Coccinellidae. Gene Ontology annotation, cellular component: nucleus. Gene Ontology annotation, molecular function: RNA polymerase II cis-regulatory region sequence-specific DNA binding; DNA-binding transcription factor activity, RNA polymerase II-specific. Bases 628 to 4881 code for a protein of 1417 amino acids. The record is from RefSeq and is a predicted model, not a curated record.
AGAACGGCCUGUCAACUGCUUCCCUGCCUCUACUCUGUAGUUUAGUUGCCUGUAGUCUCUCUAUAAGCAUUUUAAGCCGUGGUCGAGACCGUACUGUCUGUGCUGUGUGUAUUCAUUAACGAUCAACCAUACCAUGUGCUGCCGCAAUGAGCUCAUACGCGGUAGUAGCAAGUGACAACCGUAACCAAACCGUGACGUUUCACUCAAUCAGGAUAACCUGACACUAUUCACACCUUUGAGCCAAUGGGAUGCCGCCAGUCAGCGACUAAACUCACGAAUUGAUGUUUUGGCGCUUCUCGGUGCAUUGUUUUGAACGUUCGGCGUUAUGACCAGAGAGCUUAUAUUUAAAAGUUAGUGCCGCGGAAUGUUGGGAUAAAAAUAUCGCGAGUCAAUGCGCUUUGGAACCCUCGAGCGGAAUAUAUCCUGCCCCGACGGACCAACACGUGGAGAUUUUAAUUAACAAUUUUACGCGAUCAUGGAUUGUCAAAACUGUCGCAACACAGUACCACAGUGCUAUUAUACCAGUUCGACGUGCCCUUGUUACAGUUCGAUUUUGAGGAGGAACUGCUGAACUAGGAUAUUUCGACGCCUUGGUGCUAAGAAGUGAUGUGAAUUUUUCAGUGCGAUAUGCCCGAAAAGGAAACGGAUUUUCAGACUGCGAUGUCUGCCGGUUUACCUCUACAGUUUCCUUCCGCAUUUGCGGCCUUCCACGCUCCUCUUCCGGUUGACCAAAGGACUCAUGAAGGGAGAUACAUAUGGGAUCCGAGGAUGCAGCCUCCUACUGCGCCUACUUUCCAUCCUCCUGCUCCUCCACCAGGAGUAAGCGGAGGUCCAGGAGGUGGAUUUCAACUUCUUGGACGGGAAUUCCACCCUGCCUACCGCCUGCCGCCCCAUAUGGAGUAUCUUUAUUCACUCCAGCAUUCUACCGCCAAUUCUAUUCAUGGCUUAGGUUUGUCAUCCGAAUACCUCAGUACACGGGGCCUUACCGAAAUCCACCCAUCUUCCACUCUGACCAGUGCAGAAUUUCCUUUUAGUAUAGAUGGAUCAAGACUGAACAGCCCUCGUCCAGGAAGUAUAAGGCAGUCCAGAAAAAGAGCGUUAUCCUCAUCGCCUUACUCCGACUCCUUCGACAUAAAUUCUAUGAUAAGAUUCUCCCCGAACUCCUUGGCGUCUAUCGUAAAUGGCUCCAGAUCUUCCAGCGCUAGUGGCUCGUAUGGCCAUCUGUCAGCAGGAGCGCUCAGUCCAGCGCUCAGCAUGCAUCAUGGCAUGCAUCUUCAGCAGAUACAAGCACACUUGAUGAGGAGCGGAGGUUCUUUGUUACCUCUUGCUCCUACAGCUCCACCACCACACCCAAUGUAUUCUUUGGGACAUCACCCCUUGCACAUAACCUCCUCCCAUAACAACUCGAAAAAUGAUCUCACAGACCACCGAAAGAAGUCCGACACAAGUACAUUGACGCAUGUUGAUGUGGAAUCUCUAUUAUCCGUCAGAAAAGUGAAGGUUAAGAAAGAACCUGCCAAUGGUAUGCAAUGUGGAUCGUCGGCAGAUGCAAACAAUGAUCAAAUGGAUCUUAAAGAUGAACCAGGCGAUUUCAUUGAAACUAACUGCUAUUGGAAAGACUGUGGUAUUGAAUUCGCAACUCAGGAUGAGCUAGUUAAGCACAUAAACAAUGGACAUAUACACGCCAACAAAAAGUCUUUUGUUUGCCGAUGGGACGGUUGUUCCAGGGCAGAAAAACCUUUCAAGGCUCAAUACAUGUUAGUUGUUCAUAUGCGAAGACACACUGGAGAAAAACCACAUAAAUGUACAUUUGAAGGCUGUGUAAAAGCUUACUCUAGGUUAGAAAAUCUGAAAACUCAUCUCCGAUCUCAUACUGGGGAAAAACCAUAUACUUGUGAAUAUCCUGGUUGUUCAAAGGCGUUCAGUAAUGCAUCUGAUCGUGCAAAACAUCAAAACCGCACCCAUAGCAACGAGAAACCAUAUGUUUGUAAGGCACCUGGUUGUACAAAACGGUAUACAGAUCCUAGUUCCCUAAGGAAACAUGUUAAAACGGUUCAUGGAGCUGAGUUCUAUGCUAACAAGAAGCAUAAGGGAAUAGAUGGCGGUUCAGAUGAUGGUCCUGCUGGGCUGGACUCUAGCCCUCGAAGUGAAGAUAUGCAAAGUCACAAAACAGCUAGUCUCAGUAGUCCAAGCAUCAAAUCUGAGUCUGAUGUCAAUUCACCUGGCCAACAACAAGGAAGUCCACUUGGAAUAACCCAACUAGCUGGAAACUGUAAUGAUGAUUUCUCUAAUGAUCUAUCACCUGGAAUGCAGAGAUCCUCAGGUGCAAUGGAUGAUCCAUCAUGGCCUUAUGAGGCGGAAGAUCUAGAGAUUGAUGACCUUCCUGUUAUUCUACGUGCAAUGGUAGGAAUAGGAUCCGAAAGAGGAGGAGGUGGAGGAGUAGCAGUGAGUGAAAGGCCAAGGACAAGGUUGAAACCGAGAAUCCAGAUAAAACCUCCUUUAUCUCCAAUGUUACCUCCCCAAAGAAAAAAUAUCGGUAUCACUGAUUUGAAUAAGAGAAUAACAGACUUGAAGAUGGAAAAUGGAGUGAACACACAGAUUCAACCCAAAUCUCCAAUUACAGAUUUACAACACAGGAUGCAGCUGAAUAACACUCAAGUGCAGAUAAGAAGGGACAGCAAUUCAACUGUCAGUUCUUAUUACGGCAGUAUGAGAAGCGCGGAUAUGAGCAGAAAAAGUAGUUUGGCCUCUCAAGGUUCUAGUUUGAGACCAGGAAUUGGUCCUAGCUCGUUUUACGACCCAAUAUCUGCGGGAACAUCAAGAAGAUCUAGCCAACUUUCAACCAACACCAAUGGUGGUAGUUGUAUACCACCUGCUCCUCCAUCUCAGUUACUAGCUGGCCACUUACAAAGAUUGCAGAAUUCCUGCAAUAAACACACGAAUAAUUUAGUGCUUCAGACCCAAAGUGCGUCGCUCCAACAAACUGCUGCCCAACAAACCUGGUUGAAUAACUUGGAAAAUUUAACCAGCUCGAAGACAACAGUUAGUACAGAAGGCAGGAGGAUGUCCGAACCCUGUCAUACAAUUAGUGAUCGAAGAAGCCCUCCGCCAAGACCGUCAUCUGUGACGUUAUCACCACUAAAAGGAUCUACCAGCCUGACAGACUUACAUCCCAACCAAGCAGUCAACUUGGACGAAGUGGGAGAAAGUGAAAUGGUCGAGAAUAAACUUGUCAUCCCAGAUGAAAUGGUGCAUUACUUGAAUCAAGUUGCAGACACACAAAUCGGAUCCGAGUUCAACACAAACAUGAGUUGGAGCGAAACAGUCCCCAAACCACUCCCGAGUCCUAGUCAGAUUUUACCUUCUCCAGCCAGUUUGAAUCAAGUUAUACCAUCUUCAAAUCUCAACCAGUUGAUGUCACCUCAAAACACCAAUUUGAUGUCACCACAAGGAGUGAGCCAAGUUAUGCCAUCACCAGGAGGUCUGAAUCAGAUGAUUUCUUCUCCGGGAAACCCUAGUUUGAACCAAAUGUUACCGUCGCCUUCGUCUAAUGUGAAUAACAUGAUGAACUCUCCUAGUAUGAAUCAAGUGAUGCCUUCGCCUGGUUCGAAUAUGAGUCAGAUGAUUCCAUCUCCGAUGUCAAAUUUAAACCAAAUGGCAUCACCAAUGUCCAAUUUGAGUCAGAUGGUUGGAUCUCCGCAGAAUAUCAACCAAGUUCCCGCUUCUCCAGGAUAUAAUAAUAUUCAGAAUCCGUUGAUGUCUCCCAUUUCGAACGUGAGCCAAAUGAUGUCGCCGUCUGGAAUGGUUCCUUCGCCGAUGAGAUGUCCUCCUCAGACGAUAAUGUCGCCUAAUAAUCAAAGCCAGAUGAAUACAAUGUUGAAUAGACCGCAGCAAUUGAUGCCCCAAAAUAUGCCGAAUAACGGAGAGCAGCAAAUGAAUAUGAAUUACUGUUACAGUCAGAACGUGCCAAACAACAUGAAUCAUAAUAUGUGUUACAAUAUACAACAUAGGCAGGGUAAUGUUUGGAGUAAUCAAGCCGGACAAACCGUACCGGCUCAAAUGUGUCAUCCGAACUCUAUUUCGCACCAAAAUACUCACCACAACAUGUGUUCCCAAUACAUGAAUCAGUGCCAACCCCAAAUUCACGCUUCGAACAAUUUCAAUAUGUGCAACCAGAAUUACAUGCAGAACAAAUGCCAGAGUGAGGCCUCUAAUAAUAUGAGCUGCCCUAGUAAUGCCAGCAUGUAUCAAUUCAGAGGUGCGAAUUAUCACAAUUGUGUGCCGAAUAAUAAUAACAAGCCUCUAUCGUCGCACGCCAUGGCAACUCCAGUUCCGACAGAGCAUUCGUAUCAGAACCAAAAUUUCGUAGAAAGAUCGAAAUGCCAUCAUUCCCAAAAUUGUUACCAACAGUCAGUGUAUAAUAACAUGUGUGUGUCGAAUUCUCAACACAUGAUGCCCCAAAGCCAGAUGUGUACGAACUGUAACUGUCAAAGACAGCAGAACUAUCCGCAGAAGUGUUUAGAUGGUGCGUUGAGCAAUAGUGAAAUACAGUGCAAGGACAUAAGUCAGUCUCAAAUGUCGCCUGGAAUACUCAACCAAAACCAUGCGAAAGAAACGCACAACACUAAUAUGAACUCUAAUAGGGGUGGAAAUAAUGGUGUUCAAGCGAUUGGUAUGCGCCAAGAUACUUAUCAGAGGACUUUGGAGUACGUUCAAAAUUGCCAAUCGUGGGUAGGCAACUCUGACGUUGUUACUAGCAGUACUCAUCCUUUGGCAAAAAUCAAAGGGGAAGAAGCUUGUUCCAACAUGGUGGUUAACGAUAUGACAUCAUCUCUGAGUUCUCUUUUGGAGGAAAAUAGAUAUUUACAAAUGAUUCAAUAAGGAGUCUGGAAUUGUAUCGUACAAUAUCUAGACGGUAAUUUUUAUUACUGUCGAAUUCUAUUUUUAAAUGUCAAAAAUAAGUAUAUAUGGAAAAAUCAAGUUGUAAAAAAAAUCGUUAUUAAUAUCAUAAAUGUUGAAUUUAUCGAAAAUUUCUGUUAGAAAUUCUGUUGUGAUCUUUUUACCCAUACAUACUUUCCUUAUAGUAAUACUUUCUUUGUAAAAUUUUGUGAUAUAGGUAUUGAGCAAUAUUUAAUGUUAGAAAUGGCUUUAAAAUUGUACAUAAUUAUGUUAUUUUAUCUAAUGUACACAAAUUUGUCCAUAGUAGUUCAAUAUUGAUGUUAAAUUAUGUAGAUUAAAAAUUAUCGAUUGAAAAUUGGCUACUCUGUGCCAUGUAAUGAUUUAUACUCAUAUAUUUUAAGAAGAAUUGUUUUCAAGAUUUAAAAAUAUAUUUUGUAAUUGCGUUUUUGAUAAUUACUGAAUAAAAUACGCUUUAAAUAUGUAA